UCCAUUCCCGCCACAUAUACACACACACACACACACACACAAUUUGUAACUUAUAUAACUCACCAGUAACUCACUAGUAAACUCUUCAGAGUUCAUUUUUAGACGAAGUGAUGUCAAUAAAAAAAGAGUCCAAGCCAAAUCUCAGCCAUUCCCAGGUGACAGAAAUUAUUUCUCGUCUUUAUGGGUUAACCGUGUCCACUAUACGUCCUAUGCCCAGUUACGAUGAUCAGAAUUUCCACCUGGUGUGUGUGGAUGCUGGUGAGUUUGUGCUGAAGGUUAUGAACUCUUCAGACAGUGAGAACGUCAAACUGCUUGACCUUCAGACACACAUCAUGAACUUCCUGCAACAGAAAGGACUUCCAGCUCAGAAGGCUAUGUGCACCAUUAGGGGGGAGAUGAUGAGUCUGGAGGAGAUUGAUUGUGGAUAUGGCCAGCAGAAAUAUCUUGUACGUUUGUUGACGUACAUGCCUGGAACUCCAGUGGCCAAAAUAACCUGCACCCCUCGGCUACUGUACGAAAUUGGCAAAUUGGGUGCCAUGCUGGAUCAGGUUUUACUGUUGAUGAAGCAUGAGAACCUCAGUGUUCUUCAGAGGGAGAAUUUCAUCUGGAGUUUGUCCUGCGUUCCUCUCAUAAAGGAUUAUCUCCCUGUGAUUGACGGUGAUCCGAUGCAGGUCAUCAUUAAAGGAGUUAUUGAUCAGUACCAAAAUUAUGUGGUACCAAAACUCCCUUUCUUCCGAAAAUGCAUAAUCCAUGGAGAUAUGAAUGACCACAACAUUCUUGUGGAAAAGGAUGGACCUUCAAGUUACAAGAUCAGUGGGAUUCUGGACUUCUGCGAUAUGAGCAGCGGGUAUUUUGUGUUUGAGCUGGCAAUCAUGAUCAUGUACAUGAUGAUUGAAAGUGCAAAUCCGUUGGAGGUCGGGGGUCCAUUGAUCGCUGGGUUCGAGAGCCUCUGGCCUCUGACCAGUGAUGAAAGAGAUGCUUUGUAUACACUGGUGCUAAGUCGACUCUCUCAGUCACUGGUGUUUGCACAUUCUGCAGUCUUCCAGCAACCAGAAAACGCAGAGUAUCUGAUGAUUACGGCAAAAAACGGGAUUAGACUCCUCCAGCUUUUGUGGGACAAAGGAAAAGAGGAAGUAGAGAAAAUAUGGUUUGAUAGAGCAGCAAACAUCUCAAAAAAUAUCUCAAUGCUAACUCCUAAUUCCUAAAGUCUAAAUACCAAAUCCAGUGGAACCUUGGAUUGCGAGUACCUAGGUCUGUGAGCGUUUUGCAAAAUUAGCUAAAUUUUAACUUCAUAAAUGAGUGAGGUCUUGAUGUACAAGUAGUACUCAUGCGCUUUGUCUGACGAGCGUCAUGUGAUCACAACUAAGCCAAUGGUUCUUUUCUCUCAUGCGCUGCGGGAUUAUGAGUAAUCGUCUGCGAUGCUCAGUUUCAGUGCAUGUACUUAUAGUCAACAUCUGUGCGCACUGUUUAUUAUAAAAUUGUGACCACAUGUGUGCGCGCUUAAAGCAAAAGCAAGUGUCAUUAGAGAGGUUCCUUGUUUAAAAUUCCGUCUCAGUCUGUCAGAGAGCAGUGAUUCAUUAGAAUGUGUUUGUGCACACAUGCGUUUGUGUGCAUUUAUGUGAAAGUCAUCCUACACAGUGGCCUUCUCCUCUCUCGUCUUACUUUAGCUUCACACACGCAGUGUGCACGCAUAAACACACACACUAACGGAAACACUGCUCUGUCAAAGUUCUUUUCAAAGGUAAAGUGGAGGCUAAUUUGUUUUAUUUUUACUUUACAUUUGUAUUAAUUCUAAUGUUUGGUUGAGGUACAAAUCAUCUGAUUUUCCAUUAUUUUUUACUUUGACAUACGAGUGCUUUGAUAUACAAGCAUGCUUCCAGAACAUAUUAUGCUCGCAAUACAAGGUUUAUCUGUAAAAACUGCUAACCCCAGCGCUGCAGAUGUUAAUUUAACUACAGCAGUCCACAUUCUGUACUGGAAAAAAGUGGGCUUGAGUAAGUGAAUGUGGGCCUGGUUGUGCAAGUGUAAACCAGGAUACUGUAGGUCGUUCUGUAUAUGGCUGUAUUGUUGCUUAAAUGAGAACAGGAAUACAUUUUAUCUUGCUUUUGGUUUUCUGAAUGAAAAGGCAUUACGUUGUGAUGUAAUGUGUUCUAUCUGUAUGUUGGUUAAUUAAACAGCACUGUAAUUGAGUGAUUUCUAUAAAAUAUACAACUUCACUGA
Clarias gariepinus (North African catfish) is the source of this 2220-nucleotide messenger RNA. RefSeq names its product hydroxylysine kinase, tandem duplicate 2 (gene hykk.2). Gene Ontology annotation, molecular function: amino acid kinase activity. Bases 111 to 1205 code for a protein of 364 amino acids. The transcript is spliced from 5 exons. The record is from RefSeq and is a predicted model, not a curated record. Lineage: Eukaryota; Metazoa; Chordata; Actinopteri; Siluriformes; Clariidae.